Messenger RNA from Mastomys coucha (southern multimammate mouse), 1196 nucleotides. It is a transcript of the gene Aurkaip1, whose product is annotated as aurora kinase A interacting protein 1. Lineage: Eukaryota; Metazoa; Chordata; Mammalia; Rodentia; Muridae. Gene Ontology annotation, biological process: mRNA processing. The record is from RefSeq and is a predicted model, not a curated record. Gene Ontology annotation, cellular component: mitochondrion. The transcript is spliced from 4 exons. The coding region runs from base 518 to 1120 and encodes 200 amino acids.
UCUCACAGGCCUACUUUUAAACAACCUGCUGUCCUAACAGGAGGAGCUCCACACGUCUUUUCCGCAGUCCUACGGUCCAUGGAGGUACCCGGAAGCUACUGGCUUGAGAGAGACGAAACGGAAAAAAGAAAAAAAAAAAAACUGUUAAAGUCCACGUGUCGUAGAGAGUACUAUCCGGGAUUGUGGGUGGAUGUAGGGUUUUGUUAUUUUUUUAUCCGGAACUUACGUACUGCUGUACAACAGCGGCUGAGGGAGCGUUUCCUCUAACCGGAAACGAUCGCUUUCAGGCACUCAAGGGUGUUAGCACAGAAUCGGACGACAGAGGGCGCUGGGUAGAAUCAGGGACCGGAAGUGGUCAAGGGCAGAGGAGAAAUGAUCAGCCCUAACUUCCGGGAUUCUGUAGGCCGGUCGGGAGCUUGAGAGAUCCUGCUGGGGAGCAUAAAUGAUGAUAGGCGGCGAGGCUCGGUUGGCCUGCGUCUGUUUGCUUUGAGCACUGCCGCCCGACCAACAGCUCACCAUGUUCCUGACACGCCUGACUUCACAGUUGGUCAGGACUGUUGUUCCCUGGGCAGGUUUCAGUCGUUCCUGGCCUGGCUCUUGGAUGAUUGGCAGCCAUGCUUUUCGACCCCUUUACAGUUUGCAGCCUGCAAGCCCAAGUCGGGCUGCCUCCCUCCCUGGUAAGAGGGCCCAGUUAGAGCUUGAGGAGUUCCUGGUCCCCAGGAAGAUGGCCAUCAGUCCUCUAGAGAGCUGGCUGAUUGUUCAAUACGUACUGCCCAGACUGAAUGUUGAGGUUCCGAUGACUCUGGCUCCCUCCCAGUUCUACAAAUGUCCACCUAGCCAGCGGGAGGAGGAAGCCAAACAGGGAGUCAGGGAAGUCUGGGAUGCUACUCCAAUGCAGUGCAAAAAUGUGCUGAAGAUCCGAAGGCGGAAGAUGAACCACCACAAGUACCGUAAACUGGUCAAGAGGACACGGUUUCUACGUCGUAAAGUCCGGGAAGGACGUUUGAAAAAGAAGCAGAUCAGAUUUGAGAAAGACUUGAAGCGCAUCUGGCUGAAGGCAGGCCUGAAGGAAGCCCCUGAGAACUGGCAGACACCGAAGAUCUACAUGAAGAACAAAUAAAUCUGGGUUCCUGUCCCUCUGGCUCUCUUGCUGCUGCUGACCCAUUAUAAUAAACAUUGGAAGGACUCAAUUAUUC